This is a messenger RNA of Rubroshorea leprosula, 1160 nucleotides long. The record is from the annotation of a GenBank genome assembly. NCBI's taxonomy places the organism in Eukaryota, Viridiplantae, Streptophyta, Magnoliopsida, Malvales, Dipterocarpaceae.
AGGGUAGCAUUAUAUAUAUAUAUAUAUAGAUUAAUAGGGUUAAAAGGAAUGGAGAGAGAGAGAGCUAGGGUUCGAGACAGGUUUUCGACAGUCAGGGAUAGCAGCAGUGGUUUCCGACGGCGGCUCCCAAGAUACGGUAAGCACUUCAUUGGGCAGGCGACAACAUACUUUUUCUAUGAUUUUCUGGUGAAUCAUUCUGCUAAGGAUUUGUGGUAUAGUUUUUGGUCUUUUGGGAAAGUAGCAGAUGUUUAUAUUAUAGAAAGGAGAGACCGGAGAGGGCGUCGUUUUGGAUUUGUUCGGAUGUCUGAGGCAUCUGAUGAAGGGGAGUCGUUGAACCAUGUAUUGGAGAAGAAAGUGGCUGGGUUAGAAACAAAGGGUGCAAUGUCGAAAGGGUUGGCAGUGAUACCAGUGUCAAUACCUGAUCAGGCUUCAACGUCAACAGCGAAUGAUGCCAAUACUUAUGUGUCGAAGGAGGUGGUUCUGCAGUUUUCUCCCAGGGAGGAUGAAGUUGCAUGGUUGAGGCAAAGUAGAGUGGCACUGACUAUCACUCCAAUGGUGGAUGGAAAGUCUUUUCUGAUCAAGGUAUCAAAGGAGGAGUGGCGUAUGGAUCCGGACUGGUGGCUGGUCGGUGAACGGAAGAGUUCAGGUACGAGUUUGGACGUGUCCGACAUGGAGUCCGAUAAUUCCGAUGACCGUUACAGUGAAGGUGAUGAUAGAGCAGUUAUGGCCGAAGAUUGUGCAAAAACGGAAGCAGAAUCAGAGUUGAGUUUAAAACAGAAUGUUGUUCAAAAUUUUGAAUUAAGUGGGCUAGAGAUGGAUGGGCUGGGUAAUGUGGGCUCGGUUGGGCCAAAGGAUUGUGAGGUAGAGGAGCUGGGUGUAGAAAAUGGGUCUCAUGAGGGGCUUAUGCCUGCUGGAGCGCAACAGAAAGGAGUAGCUAUGUUGGUCAAAAAAUGUAAGAAAUUGGGGGACAUUUAUGCCGGGGAUGGGGUAGCGGAGGAAACGAGGGAGACGGGGCUGUAGUGGGUGACGGCAAGAACCAUAUGCAAGAAGGAAAGAAGGGAAACAACAAGACAAUUGGAGCAGGGGACGGAAUCACAGAAAACUUAUCUUUCUUUGUCCGAUGGUUGUAUUCAAAAUCGCAAUAAUCUGAUCCGGUAGCA